Ostrea edulis (European flat oyster) is the source of this 2502-nucleotide messenger RNA. RefSeq names its product cytochrome P450 2C31-like. The transcript is spliced from 6 exons. Bases 62 to 1537 code for a protein of 491 amino acids. Gene Ontology annotation, molecular function: iron ion binding; heme binding; steroid 17-alpha-monooxygenase activity. The record is from RefSeq and is a predicted model, not a curated record. Gene Ontology annotation, biological process: progesterone metabolic process; hormone biosynthetic process. Lineage: Eukaryota; Metazoa; Mollusca; Bivalvia; Ostreida; Ostreidae.
ACCUGCUAUCUUUACAUUGUCUAGUUUUUGUAAAUCCAGGCACGUACAAGGCCGCCAGAAGAUGCUUGAGGUUAUUACCGUGUUUAUAAUUUUGAUACUGUGUCUUUAUCACUACUGGAAAAGCCGUCCAUGUGCAAGCAAUUUCCCUGGGCCAGCAGGCAUACCUCUCUUUGGUGUUUUCUUUAACGUUGACCUGAAUCGUCUUCAUUUGAAAUUGUACGAGUGGACUUUGAUCUAUGGAAACAUUUUUCAGUUUUCUGUAUUUGGGAAAUCGUAUAUUUCUUUAAAUUCGGCUGAUGUCAUACGGGAUGUUUUGGGCCUUGAACCAAAUGCCACCAUCACGGCAUCUCGGGAGCCGUCCUUUUUUGGGGAAUAUUGUUUGGAAAAUUAUUCAGACAUAGUAUUUUCACCAUAUGACGAAGAGUGGGCUAGAAGACGUAAGAUUGGUCAUCAACUUCUACAUACUUAUGGGGUAGGCAUGCAUUUCCUCGAGGACGAGAUUCUACAGAAACUUGCAGAUAUGAAACAAUUUAUUCGAGAAAAUGAAGGGAAGGACCUGGAUCCCCACGAUAUGGUGGAAGAAUUCUUAUUCAAAAACCUGUCUUCACUGGUGGCAGGGACAACCGAUCCACAGUUGCAAAGACUGAUGAAAGAAGUGGAUGAAAACGCCAACGAAAUUGCAUCACCAAUGGUCGACCUUAUCUUUAGAAUGUUUCCUUUCCUGCGAUUCUUACCCCUUUCUGUCGCCAGAAAACCAUCGCUUGUCAAAUUUUGCAUGGAUGAAAUGUUGAAAAUAAUCAAGGAACUAACGAAUGAGGGAAACAUUGAAAGGGGCAUAUACUACGAACUAAAGAAUGCCAAGGAGAGACACGGUCUCCACUUUACAGACAACCACAUAAAGGCCAUCCUAGUGAAUAUUAUUGGAGCAGGUUUCUUGACAUCGAGAGGUACUUUGAUGUCUCUGAUUCUUCUUCUGGCGAAACAUCCAAAGAUUCAGACUAAAAUUCAGAGUGAAAUCGAUGACGUCAUUGGGGAAAGAGAGGCUCAUAUCAAGGACAGAAAUAGCUGUCCACUUACAGAAGCAGUCAUUCUAGAAACACUCCGAUAUAUAUCCCACGCCCCAUUAGCUAUCCCCCAUUAUACCUCGGAGGAUUGCAUUAUUAGUGGCCGUACGGUUGGAAAAGGAACAACUAUAAUCACUAACUUGUGGACAAAUAAUCACAGCGACGAGUGGCACGACCCUUUCGUGUUUCGUCCCGAAAGGUUCAUGGAUGAUUCAGGUUUACUUUUGCCUGCAACACAUCCCACUAGAAAGAGGUUGCUGGUUUUUGGUUUCGGUAAGCGAGCUUGUCUUGGUGAAGUGUUCGCCAAGAACAGAACAUUCCUCUUCCUUGCCACAAUGAUGCAGACCUGUAUCAUUCGUAAGCCGUUGAGAGAGGAACUAAGUGACCUUGACCCCCGGAUGAUGAUGCCUGGCGUCGUGCUUCAACCUCCGCCAUACAAAGUGCAAUUCAAAUUGAGGGAGCGUGUCCUGUAAUAAACUAUCUGCAUCGCUUAUCGCAAAUUAUGUGAUCGUUAUAAUUAAUUUGUAUCUAAGUAUAAUGUUUGUCUGACGUGUUUCAUAGAAAUUGUUAGGCCUUUCUUUACAUACUGAUCUUGACUAUGGAUUACUCCGACCGCCUUAAAACGGCUGAAUUAUUUCCAAAACGGCGUAAAACCCGAAUCAAUCAAUCAAUGGAUUACUUUGUUUACCUGAUCAAGAUACAAUCUUCACAGCGGUGUGACCGGUUAACAGUUAAUGCUAGAUCCUCCUAGGCCCCGAGCCCUCCUUUGGUGUUUCCAGGAGCUUUUAUAUGCCCUACUGUCAAUUUUGUGUUCCAUAUAGGGUUAUGAAAUUGCUCACUGUUCGUAUAUUUCACCUUUUGCAUCUCGUACAUGUUUCUUACUAUCUCUGAAUCAAGACCGAAAAAUAAUACAAAUAAGAUGGAAUGGAGUAGGUCAAAACAUAUAAUUUUUGAUAAAUGAGAGAAUAUAUGUAGGUGAAAACGUGCUCGUGGGCUAACCUUGGGUGAAAACGUUAUUGUAACUAGUUGUCGUGGGAUAAUUUAAUUGGAAAUAACCGCGAUUCAUUAUAUUUUCUAUUUUGUUAGUGAAGGAUCUGUGAACAUUCAAACAGCACAUCGUAACAGAGUACGUAGCUCAAUCAACGUCACCCAGCUUACAUGUAUUUAUACUCUUGCAAUAAAUUGGACCUGUCCCAAAUGGAGGGGUAUAUACCCCAGCACAAUCAAAAUACGAUCAUAGUGGAUGAUGAAAGGUGUUUAAUGAUUCUUUGAAAGGAAUUUUUUGUGAAUCCAGGUAAAACAAUAGUUGCAGCGCUGUUUCCUUGACCUUUAGAUCCCAUAACCAAUAGGUUAAAUCAGAUUCUGUUUCGCUUGACAUUAAACCCGUUGCCUGUUUUGCAGAAGUAAAAACAAGACGCAUAGACGCGGAUAUAUAUUA